GCCCCAGCGCUCCCCGCCCUCCCGCGCCCCGCCAGCGCCUGCAGUCCCUCGGGGACCCAGGCGUCCCGGAGCCGGGCACCAUGGCCAAGCGCAGCUCGCUGUCCAUCCGCAUCGUGGAGGGCAAGAACCUGCCGGCCAAGGACAUCACUGGCAGCAGUGACCCGUACUGCAUCGUGAAGGUGGACAAUGAGCCCAUCAUCAGGACAGCCACUGUGUGGAAGACCUUGAGCCCCUUCUGGGGGGAGGAGUAUCAAGUUCACCUGCUGCCCACCUUCCAUACAGUGGCCUUCUAUGUCCUGGAUGAAGAUGCUCUCAGCCGGGAUGACGUCAUCGGGAAGGUAUGCCUCAGCAGGGACACACUGGCCUCUCACCCCAAGGGUUUCUGUGGCUGGGCCCACCUGACAGAGGUUGAUCCUGACGAGGAGGUGCAGGGUGAAAUCCACCUACGUCUGGAAGUGCUGCCAGGCCCCCCGGCCCCCCGUCUGCGCUGCUCUGUGCUGGAGGCCAGGGACCUGGCCCCCAAGGACCGGAACGGCACCUCCGACCCCUUUGUGCGCGUGCGCUACAAUGGCCGCACACAGGAGACCUCGAUAGUGAAGAAGUCCUGCUACCCCCGCUGGAAUGAGACCUUCGAGUUUGAGCUGGAGGAGGGGGUCUCAGGGGCACUGUGUGUGGAGGCCUGGGACUGGGACCUGGUCAGCCGUAAUGACUUCCUGGGCAAGGUGGUGUUCAAUGUCCCGAGGCUGGGAGCAGCCCCCCUGGAAGAGGGCUGGUUCCGGCUGCAGCCCGACCAGGCCAAGCAUCAACAGCCAGAGGGCAACCUGGGCUCCUUGCAGCUGGAGGUGCGGCUGCGGGAUGAGACGGUGCUGCCUUCCUACUGCUACCAGCCCCUGGUGCGGCUGCUGUGCCAGGAGGUGACGCUGGGCACCCAGGGCCCGGGACAGCUGAUCCCUCUCAUUGAGGAGCUGACGAGCACUGAGUGUCGCCAGGAUGUGGCCACCAACCUGCUCAAGCUCUUCCUGGGGCAGGGCCUGGCCAAGGACUUCCUGGACCUGCUGUUCCAGCUGGAGCUGGCUCGAACCAGUGAGGCCAAUACCCUUUUCCGGAGCAACUCACUGGCCUCCAAGUCCAUGGAGUCCUUCCUGAAGGUGGCGGGGAUGCGCUACCUGCACGGCGUCCUGGGCCCCAUCAUCGACAGGGUGUUCGAGGACAAGAAGUACGUGGAGCUGGACCCCAGCAAAGUGGAGGUCAAAGAUGUGGGAUGCUCCGGCCUGCACCGCCCCACGACCGAGGCCGAGGUGCUGGAGCAGAGUGCGCACACGCUGCGUGGCCACCUGGGGGCGCUGCUGAGCGCGCUGAGCCGCUCGGUGCGCGCAUGCCCGGCCGUGGUGCGCGCCACCUUCCGCCAGCUCUUUCUGCGCGUGCGCGAGCGCUUCCCCAGCGCCCAGCACGAGAACGUGCCUUUCAUCGCCGUCACCAGCUUCCUGUGUUUGCGCUUCUUUUCUCCCGCCAUCAUGGCCCCCAAGCUCUUCCACCUGCGGGAGCGCCACGCGGACGCCCGCACCAGCCGCACCCUGCUCCUGCUGGCCAAGGCGGUGCAGAAUGUGGGCAACAUGGACACGCUGGCGUCCCGGGCCAAGGAAGCUUGGAUGGAGCCCCUGCAGCCCACCGUGCGCCAGGGCGUGGCCCAGCUGAAGGACUUCAUCACUAAGCUGGUGGACAUCGGGGAGAAGGAGGAGCUGGACCUGCAGCGGACGCUGAGCCUGCAGGCUCCCCCCGUGAAGGAGGGGCCGCUCUUCAUCCACCGCACCAAGGGCAAGGGCCCCCUCAUGUCCUCCUCCUUCAAGAAGCUGCACUUCUCGCUGACCACCGAGGCCCUGAGCUGUGCCAAGACGCCCAGCUCCAAGAAAAGCGCCCUUAUCAAGCUGGCGAGCGUGCGGGCGGCGGAGAAAGUGGAGGAGAAGAGCUUCGGCAGCUCGCACGUCAUGCAGGUCAUCUACUCGGACGACGUGGGCCGGCCACAGACUGCCUACCUGCAGUGCAAGUGUGUGAAUGAGCUGAACCAGUGGCUGUCGGCGCUAAGGAAGGUAAUCAUGAACAACCCCAGCCUGCUAGGCUCCUACCACCCUGGUGUCUUCCGAGGGGACAAGUGGAGCUGCUGCCACCAGAGGGACAGGACAGAUCUGGGCUGUGAUAAGACCCGGUCCCGGGUGACUCUGCAGGAGUGGAACGACCCUCUGGACCACGACCUGGAGGCCCAGCUGCUGUACCGCCACCUGCAGGGUCUGGAGGCUGAGCUGUGGCAGAGGCACCGGUCACAGAAUGUGGGCACGGAGACUGACCCUGGUGAAGCCUCCAGGGACGCGCUAGCCCAGCUGCUGCAGGUGCUGGGGAACCUCCGGGAGGCCCACGGCUCCAGCCACACUGGCCCCCUGCCCGUGGAGCCCACUCGCCUGCUGGCACUACAGACGUGAAGUUUGCCCUGUCCCCUGGCAACUCCACCAGGAGCCUGGCAGCCUGAUGCAUUCUGGGCCUUCACUGCAGAAUCUUCCUCUGGGACUCCCUGGAGGAGGUUGAGCUGGCCGGUUCUCCAGGGGACUCUGGUGGCUCCUGGCCUCUCUGCUGCCUUGCACCCCCUCGCCUGGACCCCCACUGCUGCUAGCCCAGACCCCCCCACACCACCCCAUCCAGACAGGUGGUCUCACAGGGCCCUGGAGACGGGCCGUGACCUCAGCACCCCCACCCACUGCCUCAGGACCACUGACUGUGCCCCUGGGCAGCACCUGGUGCCCCACUGACGACAAUAAACCAGCUGUGACUGCCA
Molecule: messenger RNA, 2824 nt
Organism: Erinaceus europaeus (western European hedgehog)
Lineage: Eukaryota; Metazoa; Chordata; Mammalia; Eulipotyphla; Erinaceidae
Gene: RASA4B
Product: RAS p21 protein activator 4B
Exons: 21
Coding region: 81-2474 (797 amino acids)
Biological process (GO): regulation of GTPase activity; negative regulation of Ras protein signal transduction; intracellular signal transduction
Molecular function (GO): phospholipid binding; GTPase activator activity
Source: RefSeq, a predicted model, not a curated record